CCUCUGUCAAUUACCCUCACGAGAUGUGACUUAUGAAAAUGAAAUCCUUAAUCCUCUAGACCUAACACAUUCUGUCUCUUCUUCUCUUUCCUCUUCACACAUUUCUCUUUGUUUCCAAUCUGCCUCUCUGCACGGGGGCGCCUUCAGGCCUCGAAUCAUUGCGGCUUAGGACCCCUCUCCGCUCAGUCUCGACCUCCUCGGUUUUCAACGCGGGCGCGUGUUCUCUAAAUCCUUCGAAUCCAUUAUGAGCGAUCUAGACGAAGCGAUCGCGCUCCUGCGAUCUUGCCGUCUCAUCCCCGAAGCCCAAGUCCGUGAACUCUGUUAUAAGGCGCGCGAGCUGCUUAUAGAAGAAGCAAAUGUGGUCUUGGUAGAUGCGCCAGUCACGAUUUGCGGAGAUAUCCAUGGCCAGUUCCAUGACUUGAUGGAACUCUUUCGCGUGGGCGGAGACGUCCCCGAUACCAACUAUCUGUUCAUGGGCGAUUUCGUCGAUCGCGGGUUCUACUCACUGGAAACUUUUCUACUUCUUCUCUGUCUCAAGGUUCGCUACCCAGAUCGCAUCACGUUGAUUCGGGGAAAUCAUGAAUCGCGCCAAAUCACGACCGUCUACGGCUUCUACGACGAAUGCAUCCGCAAGUACGGCAGUGCCAACGUCUGGCGAUAUUGCUGUGAGGUAUUUGACUACCUAGCCCUGGGAGCUCUGGUACUCGGGGCGAGCUCAGAGCUGGAGCCGACCGGAUCGGGUCUGAAUAACGCGGCUCAGGCUACCCUGCCCCCGGAUGAUGGAGUACUAGAGACGGAAGUCCUGAAUUCGAAAGGCGAAGUCACCAUGAGCUCUUACAGACGGAGACAGAGAUCAUUAUCAGACGCGUCGACGGAUUCCAGGAAUAUUUCCCCCCCAAGAGAUAUCUCUGCCACGCGGGGCCAGGCACCGACCAGGUCUGGUAUGCCAGGCACAGGGGCCACGAGCGACGCGACAGGGAGCAUAGGGAGCCGAACAGGAGCCAUUCUUUGUGUACACGGUGGGCUUUCACCGGUCAUCGAUACCGUCGACAGAAUCCGCCUGAUCGACCGAAAACAGGAAGUUCCCCACGAAGGCGCCAUGUGUGACUUACUCUGGUCGGACCCAGACGACAUCGAAGGCUGGGGGUUGAGUCCUCGCGGAGCUGGAUUCUUAUUCGGCGGUGACAUUGUGAAACGUUUCAAUUACAUGAAUGACCUAUCUCUCGUAGCUCGAGCCCAUCAGCUCGUCAUGGAAGGCUACAAGGAGAUGUUCGACGGCGGGAUCGUCACUGUCUGGUCUGCCCCCAAUUACUGCUAUCGAUGCGGAAACGUCGCUGCGAUUCUGGAAUUGGGCGAGGACACCAGUGGUGGGGGGACCAUCGCCCGAAGUAACGGUGACCAGGGACGAAGUAAUGGCGUGUCCGGAGAUGUUGAGACACACGUCCUCAGCCCUGGGAGGCGAUACAGAGUGUUCGAGGCUGCUGCUCAAGAUACACGUGGUAUGCCUGCGAAGAAACCAGUUGCUGACUAUUUUCUGUGAUACCAAUGCCAACUGUAUGUCUUCAUUCAUAUCCAUAAUUCAUACAAUGAAAGGGUGGAUUAUACAGCCCAAUGAAUUUGAUUACGACUAUCGAUAAUAAUCAGCCCCGACUCAUUAAAGUAUAGUAGUCAGUGUCAAAUACU
Monascus purpureus is the source of this 1683-nucleotide messenger RNA. NCBI's taxonomy places the organism in Eukaryota, Fungi, Ascomycota, Eurotiomycetes, Eurotiales, Aspergillaceae. The record is from the annotation of a GenBank genome assembly.